CCAAGGCCCCACUUUUGUCUUGGGAGAGGGUUUUCCCAAUUUACCUAACGACGAAACCCUAGGAAGGGGAAUGGCGGAUCGGAGCUUAGUGGUACUGAUUGACUUUUUCGCAUCCUUGCCGGAAGGCUUCAUAUCCGACAUCAUUUCGCUCACGUCGCCAGUCGAUGCCGCCAGAUUAUCGGUGAUCUCGAAGGGAUUCAAGGCGGCGGCCGAGUCGGACUCUGUUUGGACCAAAUUUCUUCCGCUAGAUCUUAACGGUAUCCUCUUAAGAUCGAGGUCUCCGGUGGUGUAUUCUAACAAGAAAGAGCUUUACUCCGCCCUCUGCAACUCUCCGAUUCUCCUCGAUGACGGAACCAAACUGAGCUUUUCACUUGAUAAAAGGACUGGGAAGAAGUGCUUCAUGGUAGCAGCAAGAGAGCUGGAUAUUACAUGGGGAAACAAACAAUUUUACUGGGAAUUGAAAUCUCACCCUAACUCUAGGUUCUCAGAGGUGGCUAAUCUCCGGUCCGUUUGCUGGCUUGAUAUUCGGGCGGUCAUUGCAACUAAUAUGCUCUCUGCAACCACAGAUUACGCAGCUUAUCUAGUGUUCAGAUUAUCAGACACGGCCUACGGCCUUGAAUCGGCAAAAUCAUUGGUUAGAUUCGUUAGUCAAGAGAGCGAUGAGGAGGCAGAAAAUCGAGCUAACUGGGUGAAUUUGUUUGGCGGCGAACCUAGUGGUGGUUCUCAGACUUCCAAUGAGCUUCCCCGAGAGAGAAGCGACGGAUGGAUGGAGGUGGAAAUGGGCAGCUUUUAUAAUGACCGAGGAGACGACGGCGAUGUAGAAGCGCGGCUUAUUGAGAUCUGGGACCUGAAUUGGAAGAGCGGUCUCAUUGUUGAAGGCAUCGAGUUCCGGCCCAAAUCUUAAAUAAAACACAUAGUUAUACCCAAAUUAUAAGCUGAACCAGGGUCUAUCUUGAUGGAUUCUGGUCCAUAAUUAAUUAUGUUUCAUAUUAAUAUGGCUCCUCUUCUUUGUGUGUGUUUCGCCAUCAUCUUCCCAAAUUUCCUAAAUCAUAUUCCGUGCCCAUAUUCUCUCUGCGUGUUCUCCUUCGUCAAUUUUUCUUAAACCAUUACUGCAACUAUUCCCCUUGUUGAUAUCAUUGUUGUGAGUUGUCGAAAUUGUGGACUGUGCAAGUGAUUAGUUAGAAUUGAGUGUUGAUGAACCUCUUUCGUUUCCAGGUUUUUCUAUUACCUUGGAUUUGUUUUGUUUUAAUUUGUGUUUCAAUUUUUGGUUCACAUGCUUGUCUUUUUUUUGAUAUUCCCAAGACUAAUCUUAAGUCCCCAAUCCUUCCCAAGAGUCGUUGAGGAGGUAAAUCGUGAGUUAUCCUGUCUCUAGGUUUUCAUCCUUUGCCUGUACAUGCCGCACACAAGGGUCCUUGAUCAGCUCGGUCAAGUACUCAAGUUAUUAGCAUUUUACUUUUAUGAUUUGCUUGUUUCAUCAAAUUAUGAUUUACUUGUUUGAAUUUAGGUUUUAAUGUGUUAAGAUUAGUAUUGCAUUUCUAAUCAUUUUUAGUUAGUGGUAUAACACUGUGCAACUGUGGUAUUGUUUUUGUGAAAAUGUAGAAUCGUUUGUUUUGAACCUAUAAUAUAUGUUUUAUGAAUCUGCAA
Ipomoea triloba (trilobed morning glory) is the source of this 1644-nucleotide messenger RNA. Its product is annotated as F-box protein At2g02240-like. The transcript is spliced from 3 exons. Gene Ontology annotation, molecular function: protein binding. The record is from RefSeq and is a predicted model, not a curated record. The coding region runs from base 71 to 904 and encodes 277 amino acids. Lineage: Eukaryota; Viridiplantae; Streptophyta; Magnoliopsida; Solanales; Convolvulaceae.